Molecule: messenger RNA, 1230 nt
Organism: Heterostelium album PN500
Lineage: Eukaryota; Evosea; Eumycetozoa; Acytosteliales; Acytosteliaceae
Exons: 3
Coding region: 1-1230 (409 amino acids)
Source: RefSeq, a predicted model, not a curated record
AUGAUUACAAAAAACUCAGCCUUCUCAUCACAGGAGCAAGGAGCUGUAAAACCAAAUGUUGAGAAUGAAUUGUGUAGUGCACUCUCAACGAUCAGUUUACAAUCCACAACACCUAUUUCAAAAGGUAAAACCUAUCCAGUGCCCUCAGAAUAUGUGAAAUUUAAAGGUCCUUAUGAAUAUUUAGAUGUGGAAAAAAUAUCAAUGAAUAGAAGUAAAUUUAUUCAAGAUAUUACGCAUGACAUUUCAUACUAUACGGAGAUGAAAGAAAUAGCUUCAAUAAUCGUAAAUGACCAGAGUAUAAGUCGCUCAUCAUUUCCUGCUGACCGUUUUCCUUUGAUUAAUGGAAUGAUAUCUCCUCCACAAACUAAGCACGAUCAGCAGCCUCGCUAUGGGGAACUAAGAGCUACUAGCUCUCCACCACCAACAAGUUCUGGCAAUCCAGAAAUUAACCACUUCACGUUAGAUCACUUUGAUUUUAUGAUGUCUACCCCAGUUGGCCAAAAGAGUUUGAACGACCUAAAGAUAACCAAAAAGGUUAUUUUCACACCAUCCACUCAAAGAUCCAAUUGUGCAUUUUUAAAUAGAUCGAAGGUAGUCAGUCAAGAUUAUAUUACAGUCCUAGUAGUAAGACCAAGUGAAUGGGAUAAUUAUUUUGAUCGGUGGAGUGGCUUGCACAUGAUCCGAUUACCUUUACCACAAGCUGGUGUUGGAUAUGUGCGUUAUUGGAUUCAAAAGUUGGCAGAGUUUUUUGGAUUAGAGUACUGUUGGACCAUUGAUGAUUCUGUUUAUUCAUUGCAGAAAACAAUGGAUAUAGGUUGGACUGCAUAUAUGGGGACUCUAGAGAUAUUGAUGGAAUCUUAUAAAGAUAGGGAUCGACCUCAAAGUGAAGAGCCUCCCUCAAUCAAGUUCGCACAGGUAUUUGUAUUGAUGAACAUUAAAUUGCUGGCUGAUAAUGAAAUUAGAUAUUGCCCAGCUCUUUGUGCCAAAGAAGAUUGUCUGAUUUCGAUCGAUUGUCUUUCCAAAAACAUUUUGGUCAUUGCUAUUUCGGGACCGUUCGUCAGAGACUAUACAUUUGAGAAUACUGGUGCCAGAAGUGCAGAGGCAGGAUACAGUAAGACAUUGCCUGCAAAACCUCUUACUACAGUUGUAGAUAGCAAAGAAAGUUUUACUGCUAGACUAGGUUCUCUAGAAUACCAGGAUCUAAGACAACAAUCUGAAGGUAGAUACUAG